Daphnia carinata is the source of this 1448-nucleotide messenger RNA. RefSeq lists its product as uncharacterized. The transcript is spliced from 4 exons. The coding region runs from base 90 to 1370 and encodes 426 amino acids. NCBI's taxonomy places the organism in Eukaryota, Metazoa, Arthropoda, Branchiopoda, Diplostraca, Daphniidae. The record is from RefSeq and is a predicted model, not a curated record.
AAAAAAUGUUUACAAGGCGGGAAAGGUGUGGAAAUUCUGUUGCUGCCUGUUAACAAAACAACAUUUUCAGUGCGCCAACUAACCCUAAAAUGGAUGACCUUAACGAAGAGGCUGAUAACAGUGAAUUGUGUUGUGACAAAAGAGAUCAAGGUGAUGAGGAGGAUGAUGAUGUGGAUAUAUAUCAAGACCUACAAGAAGAAAUAACGAUAAAAGAAUCUGACGCCAAUUCUAACGUCAUUGAAAGGUUCAACAAGCUCUGCAGUCCCAGAAAGCGAACAUGCGCCAAUUUUUCAGCUGAGGAGGCGUCAGAUGAAGAUAUUGAUUUAUAUGGUGACCUCAACACUUUCGAGAAUCAAUUAGUUGCUGAAGAGCUUCAAGCCAAAGUGGAAUGCUUAGAACAAAAAUGUUCAAACCUGGAUAGUCAAAAUACAGAAUUAAAAAACGAACUGGAUAAGGUCAAUAAACUAAAUUUGGCUCUGAGGCGUAAUAUUUCAUCCAUAUUUAAAACUGCAAAAGCUGAACUUGAAAGGAAAGAUCGGCAACUCAAGGAACUUCAAAGAGCGCAUGAUGUACUCAUAUUCCGUAGAGGUGGAGGGAACAAUCAAGUGUUACCAACCGUCAAUAACAAUCUAUCAACAGAUCCCCCCAUUCCAACAGGAAACAUUACUACUCCAUCUUCAUCAAAAUCAAGCAUGCUCAACCCAGAUUACAUGGCAAACCCUAGUCAAUCUACCUCUACUCCCAGAUGCCUUGUACUGAAGAAAGAUCAGACCAAAGGCAACAUAGUCACAAUUGAAAAUGAGACAGAGUGCACAUUUCAAAUGGGAAAAGUGACAGUUUCUUUUACAAUGGAAAGCGCUGACUUUAAAAAAAGACGUCUCCAACGGCUUGCGAGAGCAUCAUCCGGAAAAGCAUCUUCCAAAGAAGAUCUUAAAAAUGCAAACCAAAACAUCAAUGGUGAACAACCCCCACAACAGGAGGACAGCAACCAGGGCUUACCUAAAUUGCUCGCUGAACGAGCUACGUUGCUUGACGAACUUGCUAGUGCUGAUGAAAAUCUGGAGGAAGGAGAAUUUACAGAAGAAACGAAAGACGAAAAAAAUCCGAAACUAAACAAAGGCCGUGAAACGUAUAGGCGAAAAGACAAUUGCGCUCCACGUCGCAGAUCACGCUCUUCCUCAAGGUCCCGUAGUCCAGUCAAUAACAAAAGGAAGAGGAGCUCAAGCAAUGAAAGACAUUUUUUGCGAAACACAAGACCCAACGAACGAGGUCCACCUAAACGUAUGAUCAAGCCACGCUCUCCUGCCAAGAAUUCGCGAUACCGUAACACAGGGAACUCGCACUUCAGUUCUCGUUCCAACCGACGUUGAUGCCAGAAAGUUAUGCGAGACUUGACAUACUGCUGAAUCCAAUUGUCUCGUUUGCUUUUGUGCUGACUAAUUUGGUAU